AUGUCUGAUGUGACAUCACUCCCGUAUUUUCAUGGAAAGAUCAGCAAAAAGGCCUGCGAAGUUUUAUUUGCAGCAGAGGGGAAAGAUGGAAGUUAUUUACUACGAGAGAGCGAGACCAUCCCUAAUGCUUUGUGCCUCAGUGUCUACUUUCAAAGAACUGUAUAUACAUAUAGAAUUUUUAAAAAUCAUCAAGGACGUUUUAUUGUUCAGACUGGAUAUGGAGUUAAAGAAAAGUUCUUCAAAAGACUGCCUGAUUUAAUUGCUUACUUUAAAAAACCUGGCAAAGGUCUAGUGAUUCAGUUAAAUUGUCCUCUGGCAAAAAACAAAACUAAACAGGAAGAUGAAGACAAUGAAUAUGAAGAAAUUAAUGAUGCUGACUAUGUCGAAGUACUUGGCGAAUGA
Molecule: messenger RNA, 402 nt
Organism: Rhincodon typus (whale shark)
Lineage: Eukaryota; Metazoa; Chordata; Chondrichthyes; Orectolobiformes; Rhincodontidae
Exons: 4
Coding region: 1-402 (133 amino acids)
Source: RefSeq, a predicted model, not a curated record